This is a messenger RNA of Ruditapes philippinarum (Manila clam), 2458 nucleotides long. RefSeq lists its product as uncharacterized. NCBI's taxonomy places the organism in Eukaryota, Metazoa, Mollusca, Bivalvia, Venerida, Veneridae. The transcript is spliced from 16 exons. The coding region runs from base 501 to 2225 and encodes 574 amino acids. The record is from RefSeq and is a predicted model, not a curated record.
UUUAUAUGUUUAACUAAGUCAUCAUUGGUAUUUCGUACCUAUACACUAACUACGUGGAGUGAGCAUAAUUGCGUUGUUUGGAUUUUGUGUCUUUAAUCUUGUGUUAUAGAUUUACAGUUUAGAGAUAUCACUAACAACAUCUUCAAAUUCCAUCCUUGUGUCUACUUUAAUGAACUGUAUUAAGUUAUUUAGGACUACACUGCCAAGGCAAAUUGGGUAUUCUUCCAUCAUCAGACAACAUUUUACUUCAACGGUGUCGGAUAACAAAACAUAAUGGAGGAUAUAAAAUAAUUGUACCAUAGUUUGGAGUCAUUUCCCUUGAAAAUGUGUCAGAGUUAAGUCGUAUACGAAUACAUGCACAGUGCGUAAACUUGAGUGAAGCAUGCAAGUACUCGCAUAAGUAAAAAAACAAAAACAAAAACAGUGGAUAGACAAGAUAAAGGCAACUGCGAUUUUAAUUAGAUGUUGUGAGCCUACAUAAAGAGAAGAAUAAGUGAAACAUGGGUGUGGAUGAUAUAAUACGGAAUAAUGUGAUUUUAAUGGUUUUCUGUCUGACUAUUUCUAUGGCAGAAAUUGAAGUUACAGCUGAUGCCGGCGAGUCUUUGUUAUCCCUCCAGAAUGAUUUCUGGGACUGGCGGAUGAGAAUUAACCCCACAUCUUCGACCCAUGAUGGCAUGUACAAAUAUAAUAAUCUGAUGGAGGAAUACAGUCUAGAAGAAUUCCACACAAAAAGGAAUAAGACACUAGACUUUCUCGCCCGACUAUAUGAAAUUGAACAAGACGACCUUGACAUCCAUGAAAAGGUCAACUUUGACAUUUUAAAGGACACACUCGAGACUUUCAUCGAAGGAAAUUUAUGGGCAGAAUAUGGUGCCUUAAGUCCUAUAAGCUUUAUUUCUGGCAUUCAAAUUUUCCGUGGACCUACUUUCGCCCCUAGUGCAACACGUGGGGACUUUGAAAACUACAUCGCGAGACUAUAUGCUGUACAAAAGCAGGUUGAUGGAAUUAAAAGUCUUGGUCGUCGCGCAAUUUCAUUGAACAGAACAUUGCACCAGGUGUCGAUGACUAAAGUUCCAGAGCAAAUUGACCAAAAGAUUUUCGACCGACCUGAAAGUUCAUCCUAUUAUAGUCCAUUUGGAGACUUUCUAGACAAUUCACACAUUACAAAUGACUCUGAUCGAGCAUAUAUAAGGAACAGAGGAAAGGAGGCAGUGUUAGCUUAUAUGAAUGCCUUUAGAGAUCUCAAGCACUUCAUUGUCAAUGAAUACAUGCCAAAUACCCGAAAGGAAUACGGUGUUUAUGCAUGGGAUCCUUCAAACGAAUACUACAAAGCUUGUUUAAAAUGGCAUCUAUCUUUUGACAUGACACCAGCAGAUGUCCAUGAUGUUGGUCUGCAGGAAGUGGAUCGUAUAACAAAGGAAAUGCAGAAGAUUAUGAGUAGUCUUGGCUUUGAAGGAACUGUCGCAGCUUUCUUUGCGAGUUUGGAAGAUGAUUCAAGGUUUUACACAAACGACACGGCCAAAAUCUUGAAAGCAUACAAUGAUAAUGUGUUCAAAAGAAUAAAUCCGGCUCUAGAAAACUAUUUUAGAGAUAUUCCAGAUAUUCCUUUAAACAUAAAAGCAGCGUCGUAUGAUGGACUGGGUGGUGGUUAUUCGUUAGCAUCAGAAACUUCUCCUGGAGUAUUUCAUAUCAACUUGUUUAGACCUCUGGAAGUACCUUUGUUUGAAACAAUGGUAUUGUCUUUGCACGAAGCAAAUCCUGGGCAUCACUUACAGGGAUGGGGACUUUAUUCAGAGUAUCUUGGUGAAGAGAUGGGAAUGUACAAAGACGGAUACGAAAUUUAUAGAUGGUCUCGAGAAGAAGCUAUUCUAUAUCUUCAAAAUCAUACCGCAUUGGCUGAUGGGAGUGCAGCCAAUGAAAUUGAUCGUUACAUAACAUGGCCAGGUCAAGCGUGUGCUUACAAACUCGGUGAGAUAAAAAUAAAAGAGCUUAGACAGAAAGCUGAAAAAGAAUUAGGAGACAAAUUCGACCUUAAAGAAUUUCAUUACCAAAUACUGGCAAAUGGAGGGAUGCCUAUGAGUGUGCUAGAGAGAAUCGUUAACAGUUGGAUAGACACAACAAAGCAGUCUAAACCUACAAGCGGCAGUCCUUGUAUUGUAUACGGACACACACUAAUUCCCGUCUAUAGUUUAAUAAGCAUACUUAUUGCAAUUGUUUCAAUAUAAGAUUUAAACAAAAAUAUGCAUAGCAUAAUAGACAGAUACAGAAAUAUAUAUAAUGACACGAGGGUUGUCCAAAAAGUCCGUUACGAAUUUUUUAGACACUUCCUUUUUAACGUCAGUACAUAAAAUAUCUCAUAUAUAAUCUACAUUUUAUCUUAUAUCAUAUCAAGUCAGAUUCCAAACAUCUUCUCCAAUAUCUUUAAAUUCUCAUUAUUAAAGGCACGUCAAAUAACCUG